This is a messenger RNA of Ostertagia ostertagi, 1155 nucleotides long. The record is from the annotation of a GenBank genome assembly. Lineage: Eukaryota; Metazoa; Nematoda; Chromadorea; Rhabditida; Trichostrongylidae.
AUGUCGUCAAAAGUGAACAAAGAAGGCGCUCAGCAGACAUCGCUGCUCGAUGUCCUCAAGAAGAAAAUGCGCCAAGCUCGCGAAGAGGCUGAGGCUGCAAAGGACGAGGCCGACGAAGUACAGCGACAGUUGGAAGAGGAACGCAAAAAGCGCGAAGACGCCGAAGCUGAAGUGGCAGCGUUGAAUCGCCGUAUUGUGCUGGUAGAGGAGGAUUUGGAACGUACCGAGGAUCGUCUGAAGAUUGCCACAUCCAAAUUGGAAGAGGCAUCAAAAGCGGCCGAUGAGGCUGAACGGUUAGCUGAGGCAGAGGUAGCUGCCCUGAAUCGUCGUAUGACUCUUCUCGAAGAAGAGCUUGAACGUGCCGAAGAACGUUUGAAGAUCGCCACCGAAAAACUCGAAGAGGCUACUCACAAUGUCGACGAGUCCGAGCGAGCUCGAAGAUCGUUGGAGAAUCGCGUGGAUGUUGAUGAAGAUCGUUGUGCUGAGCUCGAAUCGAAACUACGUGAAGCUCAAGCUCUUCUGCAUGAAACAGAGAGCAAGAGUGAAGAGGUCGCCCGUAAGUUGGCCAUGGUUGAAGCCGAUCUCGAGAGAGCCGAGGAGCGUGCCGAAGCCGGAGAGAACAAGAUCGUCGAAUUGGAAGAGGAACUGCGUGUGGUCGGUAACAACUUGAAAUCGCUCGAACUUUCCGAGGAGAAAGCCCUCGAAAAGGAGGACAUUUUCGCCGAACAGAUUCGUCAACUCGACUUCAGAAUGAAAGAGGUUCGAUCGAUUGUUCGAAACAGAAAGACCAAGAUUGUCGAAUUGGAAGAGGAGCUGCGUGUCGUUGGAAAUAACUUGAAGUCACUCGAAGUGUCCGAAGAAAAGGCACUCCAACGUGAAGAUUCAUACGAGGAGCAGAUUCGUACUAUCUCAGCUCGUCUGAAGGAGGCGGAAACCCGUGCCGAAUUCGCCGAACGUUCCGUGCAGAAGCUCCAGAAGGAGGUCGACAGACUCGAGGACGAAAAAGAUGAAGCUGAUCGGAAGAAUCGACUACUACAAGAAGAGCUCGAUCAUCUGCUCACCGAACUUAAUGAUGAAUUGGUACAUGAGAAGGAGAGAUACAAGGCGAUUUCCGAGGAACUUGACUCGACUUUCCAAGAACUUUCUGGCUAUUGA